Lytechinus variegatus (green sea urchin) is the source of this 2065-nucleotide messenger RNA. RefSeq lists its product as uncharacterized. Bases 17 to 1789 code for a protein of 590 amino acids. The record is from RefSeq and is a predicted model, not a curated record. Lineage: Eukaryota; Metazoa; Echinodermata; Echinoidea; Temnopleuroida; Toxopneustidae. The transcript has a single exon.
CACGCUAAUAAGCAAGAUGAAUCCUGAUGAUGACGAAACUAAUGAUGGUCCGUUUCAGACUCCACCUGACACACAAUCUGAAUUACUGUCUCAAGAUGGAGACAGAAAUAGUCAGUAUUACUGCAAAAAGUGUAAAUCGCCAGGUGAUACUAAAACUAUGAGCAGAUGCAGUACCAAGAAGUGCAAAGCUUAUUUCCACUUUGCUUGCACGGGGAUGCCCGCUCACAUGCUUACCUAUAUUAGGCGUGUGAAUGGUGCCAAAUAUAUUUGUGAUGAAUGUGAAAUUGCUGAUGCAGAUAUUAUCCGCGAAUUAUGUGAGCAAAAUGAACCUAACCGGAACAAUGAGAAACAUGAACAGGAUGUAAACGAUAUCAAUCAACUAAAAGGAGCCAUAGAAAAUAUGGAAAAGGAAGUAAUCAAGUGUAUUAGAGAUAUCAAAUUCCAAACACAAAAUGAAGGUAGAUGUACCUGUGCUGAUGAAAAUGAACUAAAAACAACGAUGGACAAACAGCGGGAUGAAAUAAUCUCUCUGAAAGAAUGUAUUAAGCAACUGAAAUCAGAGAUAAAUAUUCGUGUGAACGAAUAUGAGCUAUUGCUCAAAGAACAAAGACUAGUCGUCAAAAGCAAAGAACAAGAACUGAAUAUGCAUAAAAGAUACAAUGAAAAUGAGGAAAAGAAAUCAAACAAGCUCCAAAGUGAGUUGGAUCAAACAGUUGAGCAACUCAAGAUGGCGAAGAAAGAAAUCGACAAAGUAAAUGAAGAAAAGAUCAAUAUCAAACGACAAUGGCAAGCCAGUGAAAGUGAUGGUGAAUGGUGGGAACAAAAAAGAUACACUCAUACUAGAGGAAGGAAAGAAGGAAGAGAUGAUAGAAAAUGGAGUGAAUAUAGAGGAAAUUAUCACAGAGGAGAGGGACAAUGGAGAGAACGUAAGAGGUUCACUUGUGAUAGACGAGAAGAAGAAAGAAGCCCUAUAAAUACAGGAGGAGGAUUAGAACAAAAAAGAUACAGCCGAUAUAGCGACGUUGCUGCCCCAUAUCGUGACGCUGACCGACCGAGGAAUGGUCAACCUCGACAUGCUCGAGAGAUAUCACCACAGAGGAAUGCACGAAAUGAAGGAAAUGAGCGAACGACUGAGGGGAUGAACGCAAUACAUGAGGAAAGAAACGAUCACGAGUGUGAUAUGAGUAGAGAUAAACAUAACAUGUAUGAUGGAAGCAGAGGGCAAAUGAAUGACAAAACCGAAAAGAAAAUGAGAAAAGUUGUAAUAGUUGGAAAUUCACAGAUAAGUGGGAUUGAUCCUGAUAAGUUUUCCCAAAAUGUUAAGUUACAUAAAGUAAUUAAAUACACAAUGGAUGAUGUUGAGUCUUGGUUGAAAUCUAGUGAGGCAAAGCAAACUCUAAGCGAUGCAGAAACUGUGAUAAUCCACGAAUUAACGAAUGACGUUAAACGGUCUAGUGCACUAGAUUGUGCUUGUAAAAUGAACAAUCUCAUUGGUCUGAUCAAAGUGUCCUUCAAAUCAAUUAAGAUAGUUAUAUCUCUCGGCACGCCCCGAGAUGAUAACCAAUUGUAUCAGCAGCGUGUGGACAUGGCCAAUAGUAUGCUGAUGGCUGAUGCAUUAUAUGACAGAAGAGUUAAAACUGUUCAUCACAGAAACCUGCUCUACCGUGGAACAAUUAACACUAAUCUGUAUAGUGAUGAUCGUUAUCACCUUAGCAAGAAUGGAACUAGAGUUAUAGCAGGAAAUCUCCGGUGGGCAAUUGAAAGGAGCUCUUCACGAAAUAAACGAUAGACUUCUUGUUUAAGGUCUAUCUGAGGACCGAGAAACGUGAAUACACCUUAUGACUGAAAGAAAAAAUAUUCAAAUUUGUUAUUGGAAUGUAAAUGGGAUACAUAAGAGAUGGGACGGGGUUAAAUCUUCCUCAAAAUUGGAAGAAGAGGAUUUUGUCAACGUUUUUAAUUCAUAUGAUAUUGUUUGUCUGGCAGAAAUAAAAAUAGGGCCGAAGGAAAAUAUGUCUUUACAAGGAUAUGUCAAUAAAGUAAUAUGCAGGAAGAAACAUAAAAAUGC